UAGAACGCCGGGAGAGGGCCACAGAGUCCACCCGGCCAGCAGCCUGAUCACUAUGGCGUUCUUCAACGUUCUCUCCUCCAGAACCUUAUCCCACUCUGCUGUCAUGUCCGCCGCUAUCAAGAACGUGACGGUGAUUGGCAGUGGCCUGAUGGGUGCUGGUAUUGCUCAGGUAGCAGCACAAACUGGCCAUCAUGUGACCAUGGUAGAUAUUGAUGCUGUUGCCGUAGAAAAGGCACAGAAGAGAAUUAACGAUUCUAUCCAACGUGUAGCUAAGAAGAAAUUUGGUGGUGAAAGUGAGGAGGCUAGAAAGUUUGUCGCGGAUUCUGUCUCUCGCCUCAGCACAUCAACUGAUGCUGUGGCAUCUGUAGGAACAGCGGAUUUGGUAGUAGAGGCUAUUGUUGAAAAUUUGGAUGUAAAGAAGAAGCUAUUUACAGAGCUAGAUAAGGUAGCGCCUUCCCACACCAUAUUUGCUUCCAACACGUCGUCUUUGUCCAUUGGUAAAAUAGCAGAUGCUACUAACCGUAGGGAUCGAUUUGGAGGUCUUCAUUUCUUCAACCCAGUGCCAGUUAUGAAGCUGCUGGAGGUUGUGCGCAUCGCAGAAACGUCACAAGACACUUACGAAGCAAUGUGUAGUUGGGGCAAAGCCAUGGGCAAGGUGACUGUGGAGUGCAAGGACACACCUGGAUUUAUUGUCAAUCGUCUGCUAGUGCCAUACAUGUUUGAAGCCGUUAGGAUUCUGGAAAGAGGUGAUGCUAGUGCCCGUGAUAUUGACACUGCAAUGAAACUUGGUGCCGGUUACCCAAUGGGACCCUUUGAGCUCAUGGACUAUGUUGGUCUUGACACUGGGAAAUUCAUUGUUGAUGGUUGGCACAAGGAGUUCCCAGAUGACCCCCUCUUCAAACCAUCUCCUGUAAUGGAUAAAUUAGUGAAAGAGGGUAAACUAGGAGUGAAGACUGGUGAAGGAUUCUACACCUACAAGAAAUAAUGGUGCAACACAGGAGAUACAGAGAAUAUAUUUUUAGAUGGAAAGCCCAGCAACACACUGGAUGAAAGUGUCCUCUGUAUUAUACAAAUCAUAUGAGCAUACUACGCUCAUUCUUGGAAUGAUAGAAGUCUGUUCCCAAGACAUAAUUUAUUAUACAAUACAAGAGUGUUUGUCACUAUUAUAUAAGUAUACUGGCAGAGGGGUGGAUAUGCACAUCAAUGCAAUAUUAUAUAAAAGUAAUUAAUAUUAAAAUGUCUUUUAUAGGUUUGUAUAGACUAUUUAAUUAUAUGAAAAGUAAUUAAUGUUUGACAAACAAAAAUUCAAAUAAAAGUUUUUCAUUAUUUUAAA
Messenger RNA from Procambarus clarkii (red swamp crayfish), 1333 nucleotides. RefSeq names its product hydroxyacyl-coenzyme A dehydrogenase, mitochondrial. Gene Ontology annotation, molecular function: NAD+ binding; (3S)-3-hydroxyacyl-CoA dehydrogenase (NAD+) activity. Gene Ontology annotation, cellular component: mitochondrion. The record is from RefSeq and is a predicted model, not a curated record. Gene Ontology annotation, biological process: fatty acid beta-oxidation. NCBI's taxonomy places the organism in Eukaryota, Metazoa, Arthropoda, Malacostraca, Decapoda, Cambaridae.